This is a messenger RNA of Pyrgilauda ruficollis (rufous-necked snowfinch), 3797 nucleotides long. It is a transcript of the gene CDC42EP1, whose product is annotated as CDC42 effector protein 1. The transcript has 3 exons. The record is from RefSeq and is a predicted model, not a curated record. Bases 871 to 2112 code for a protein of 413 amino acids. NCBI's taxonomy places the organism in Eukaryota, Metazoa, Chordata, Aves, Passeriformes, Passeridae.
CGGGAGCGGGAGGCAGCCAAUGCCGGCAGACGGGAAAUGGCACCGGGGAAGCGGGGAGGAGGAGGGGAGCGGCAGAGAAGUUCCUGAAGUUUUCUGUCCUGGAUAGUUGGAAUAAAUCUCAUUUUCUCUGGUCUCCUUGCCGAGUCGAGGAUUGGCUCGGCAGUGCUGCAGCCCGCCCUCCUCCUUCCCACGUCCCCUCCCCGCCAGCUUCGCUCCCUCUCUCCCGUGGCAUCAGGGCGUCAGCCUGGGAGAGCCAGCCUUGGGGGGACAGCCGUGGGAAAAGGAGGGGGCAGGGCCCCCCCUUUCUCCCCCACUCCACUCCGGAACACAGCACCGGUAAUCCUUGGAACAAGUUACAGGGGCCUGCGGAGAGUGUCUCGCAACUUUUCGUCUGGAGGACGGGGAAAAAAUAAUAGCCCUGGUUGGAAAGAGGUGGCCAAUAAGGGGACCGAUGCUCUUGCCCUGCCGGUCCACCUGAAGCUCUCUUCGUUGCCUGCUGCCCCAUCCGUGACUGGCUCCCACUCACCCAGCAGCAGAAGAAGACAGUGGAUUAACCUCUAAGUCCACGACCAGACACAGCUUCCGGUGACCUCUGCAGAACGGGGGUGACCCAGACACCCCCUGGGGACAUCUGCGUGCCACCACUGUCCUCACCACUGAGGACGUACGCUCUGGGGGUGAUUUCAUGAGCACGACGUAGUGCAGGGAAGCGGGAAACUGCCGAAAGCCGAAGCGACAUGCACUGUCACCCCAAGAGCAUCGGAGCAGAAGUAGUGGGGAGGCUGGGGAUGUGACAGACCCCCCCAGUGCCGGAAGCCUGGUGAGGGCUGAUUUUUGGAGCUUUUUCAAAGGCAGGGCGAAGGGUGCAACAUGAGCCUGGGGAAGCUGCCGGUGCUGAGCUGGGUGUCAGGCUCCCACGGCAAGCGGCGGCUGAAGUCGGAGCUGACGCCGGACAUGAUCAGCCCGCCGCUGGGCGACUUCCGGCACACCAUGCAUGUGGGGCGCGGAGGGGACGUCUUCGGGGACACCUCUUUCCUUAGCAACCACGGCGGGGCCGACACGGCCAAACCCAACAACUUCUUCGCCCGGACGCUGCGGCACGUCCGCCGGAGCCCGCUGAAGAGACGGGGCAGCGGGGGCCAGGUGGGGGCCUCGCCCGCGCCCCCGGCCGUCUCGCCCAUCAUCAAGAACGCCGUCUCGCUGCCGCAGCUCAAUGAGGCCAUGUAUGAUGGGGACAGCGGCGGCCGGGGCCUGACCAGCAAGUUCUCCUUCAAAAGUGCCUCCAACAGCUUCUCCAAAACACACCAGGCCUACGGGCUGGAGUCUGGAUUUUGCACCAUCCCUCGUGUCCCUCGCUUGGAAAAGGCCCAAGAGAGCACCUGUCCUGGGGAAGAUGAGCUGGAUCGCUCCGACUCCCUGCUGUCCUUCCGCCUAGACCUGGGGCCCUCCCUGAUGAGUGAGCUCCUCCAGAUGAUGAGCUUCUCUGAAACCAAUGGCAGCGAGGUGGGGGAGGAUGGCCCACACCUCCUGUGUGAAGAGGGGACCAAGGACAGGGUCCCUGCAGCAGUGCGUGCAUCCCAGGAAGAGGACAAGGCAGCAUCCAGCUUCUGGGACCACUCCAGGCAGAGCAACGUGUCAGGGGCCAGCUCACUGCCAGGCCUGUCGGUCCAUGCCAACGGAGAGGCACGUGCCAUUGAAGGCGCUGGAGCGAACUCUGUCUGGGCUUCGGGGCCAGGGGCGGUGUCCAGAGGGUCCCCGUGGCAAGGCCACUGGAACGACUGCACCAUUGAGGCUGGAGAAUUCGACCGAGCAACCCAGGUCCUGGCCCGCCACUACGGUGGGACCAGCACCCCACGGAGCUCGGAGAAGGGUGAGGGUCCCCGGCAGGCCCGGACACAGGCCCCGUGGGAGAGCCCCAGCAGCAGCUUGUGGGGGUCACAAGUGACAAGGGAGAGCCGGUCCCCUGAGGCCAGCUGGAGCCAAGGAGAGGAGGAGGAGGAGACCAAGCUCUCCAGCCUGCAGGAAAGCUACAGCGGUGCCCGAGGGGGCCGCAGCAAUUCCUUCGAGUAUGCCGAUGAGGAGGAGGAAGAGGACGAUGAAGUCAAGGUGUGAACAGCCAUCCUGCCCAUCAGAGGCCCCACCAGAGACACUGGUGCCAGGGUCUUUGCCCUCCUCCCUGUGCCCCGCCCGCUGGUGCCGGUGUCACCAGCAGACCCAGUGGGUGACCUCCUUGCCAAGUGGGGGCACUGGGCAGGCCGGGGAGGGAAGGAGGAGAGCCCAUGUCCUGGGGGGCCCCCUGGGGCUGGGCCAGGCUGCUGCAGAGGGCCAGUGCGCUCCACAGAGCCAGGCAUAGCACCCCUUCUCCAGCCUCAUGGCCAUUAGACAUCAAAGGAACAUUCCCAUGUGCCAAAGGAACCCCCAAUCCUUCCUAGCCCAUCCCAUUCUCCCCAGAACCCUCUCUCUCAACCUUUAGCCUAGCUCCACCAGCAUGUCUGGGGAAAUACUCCAUCCUUCCACUGAUGUCCACAACCAUCCUCUGCAAUGGCACGCAUGCCUCCCCAGAGAUAUUCCCACUGAUAGCUCUGGCACUUAGGGGAUGGGGUUUCCCCAGCUCCAGCUGGUGCAAGACCCUUCAGAAUAGCACAUCUAUCAACAGGGGAAUGUCAGCUGGGGUCCCAAGGGCAGGCAAACCCCACAGAGCUGAGCUUUCUCUUUUCCCCUGCCCUCCCCAAAAAGCUGCGUGCUCGGUGUUCAGGAGGUGACAGCACGCACAGAAAUAAUCAGGAAUGUUUUCACUUGCCUCCUGCUGCUGGGCACCGCUUAGGACUGCUUCCUUCCUGACCCCCACUCCCCUCAGCAAUUGAGAGGGGAGAAACUUCUUGGCUGACUGGUGGCAAAGGCAGGUUGUCAGGUCACCAAAUUCUGCAGUACAGGCCCUAAAAGAUAUUGUCACUGAUUCCUUUAUUUUCCCCCUGCCUCAGAACAAGGAGAUUGCUCUGCAGCCACUCAGUUUGUGCCACCAUCCUCGUGGUGGUGGCACAGUUUGUGUCUCCAUCCUUGUCUCCCUGCCCAUUCCCCACACACACACCCCUCUUUGCAGCACACCCCUUCCCGAGGGUAAUGGCUGAUGUCCCUUGCCGAGUGGCCCUGGUGACACAGCCGCCCUGGAAUGAGCUGUCCCCCACGCUGGCCCGUGUGCAAACCAGCCCUCAUAGAAGCGCCUUUGUGCCGUGGUGUGGAGCCGGCGUGCUCGGGGGCUGAGGUCAGCGGAGGGACCCUCACAGGACCCCCCUUGUUCUCUGGGACAGGAGGGCGUGUGCAGUGGGAGGAGAUGCUGGGCCAUGGCUGCAGGACUCUGCUCCCACGCAGCUCACCCGCCACGCAGCUGCUUCUGCCAGGAAGCUCUUCAGAGCGGGAUAAAGAGCUGCAGGGUGCGCACGUGCUGCACAUGGAAGUGCCACUUGCAGCCAGACCACCAAGGUUAAGGGCAAGCCCAUGUUCCCCAGCCUCCCCAAGGGGCUGCCCCAUGCCAGCCAGCAGCAGCAAACCAGGGCAGGCACCAGCUUCAGGAAGUCCCCAGGUCUGGCCACUGGCAGCCAGCAGGAUCAGCCUUAUUCUCCCUUGCACCUUCCAGGGUGGGGACCUGGGCUCUCAGGAUGAGCUCUCCUCUGCCCUCUGCUUCCCGGACCAUAACACAAGACCAAAGACCCAUAUCUGUGGAAUUAUCCUUUCUGCCUCUCUUCUGUAUCCCAUGCACUUAUUAUUGUCCUCAUUAAAACAGUUUUGAUACUAACUUC